Messenger RNA from Salarias fasciatus (jewelled blenny), 448 nucleotides. RefSeq names its product retinal cone rhodopsin-sensitive cGMP 3',5'-cyclic phosphodiesterase subunit gamma-like. The record is from RefSeq and is a predicted model, not a curated record. The transcript is spliced from 4 exons. Gene Ontology annotation, cellular component: photoreceptor outer segment membrane. The coding region runs from base 217 to 435 and encodes 72 amino acids. NCBI's taxonomy places the organism in Eukaryota, Metazoa, Chordata, Actinopteri, Blenniiformes, Blenniidae. Gene Ontology annotation, molecular function: 3',5'-cyclic-nucleotide phosphodiesterase activity; cGMP binding. Gene Ontology annotation, biological process: visual perception; positive regulation of G protein-coupled receptor signaling pathway; positive regulation of epidermal growth factor receptor signaling pathway.
AAGCCCUCACCCAAAAUACCUGGGCCUUUGUAGCACGUUGCCGGUGGGAGGACUUCAGGUGUAUAAAAGCUGCAUCAGCAUCCAGCCACACAGAAAAGAGAGACUGCAAGAAGAAAGAAGAUCCUGUCUUUGUCUUGCAGCUGCUUUUAUUUGCUUCUUCUCUGCAAAGAGAAACUUCUCUGAAGUCCAAACCUCCAACCAAACAAAGUUGUAAAGAUGAAUGCAGGAGUCACAGGAAGCGGAAAGGCCGCCCCUCCCAAGUUCAAGCAGAAGGAGACCAGGCAGUUCAAGAGCAAGGCUCCCAAAGCCGGACAGAAGGGCAUGGGAAACGAUGUCCCUGGGAUGGAAGGCCUUGGAGAUGCUAACGUGGUCUGCCCCUGGGAGGCGUUUGGCGACAUGGAGCUGAGCGACCUGGCGCAGUUUGGCAUCGUGUAGAAUCCACCCUGGA